GUGUCUGUCACACCUACAGCAUGGCGAAUUUUCCUACUCUGAGUCUUGGGUCUGCUCCUUGGUCCACGUCUCACCGUUACACUGCCGUUGGUAGUGGUAGUAGGAAAGAAUCUUAUGAAGACAGUCUUUUGAGUAGUCUAGAUGAAGUUUCAUUACUAAGUGAUACAGAACAUGAUGAGUCUGAUAUUUCUAAGACAGAUAAACAAAGGAAAGAAAGUUUCUAUGCAAGACUACGAGGUUUGUUCAUUAAACCUAAGCCAAGUCUACCUAGAACGAUAACAGUUAGUGAUUCAAUAGGGAAACGACCAGUAAAGAAUAAUAGAAUAAGCAAUCAAAAAUACUCGAUAAUUUCUUUCCUUCCAAAAGUUUUAUUUCAACAAUUUAAAGUCUUUUUAAAUCUUUAUUUUCUUGUCAUUGCUUGCUCUCAAGUUGUUCCUCAAUUGAAGAUUGGUUACUGGUACACUUACUGGGCCCCAUUGAUGUUUGUAGUCAGUGUUACAAUGUGUAGAGAGCUUUACGAUGACGUUAAGAGAUACUUUCGUGACAAAGUUAUAAAUGGUCAGAAAUAUUCCGUACUUACCAGUGAUGGAUUUACUGUUGUAACUAGCGAGAACUUGUCUGUUGGAGAUAUUGUACUAGUUCAUAAGGAUCAGCGCAUACCUGCUGACAUGAUAUUAUUACGUACAUCAGCCAAUAACAAAGGAUCCUGUUUCAUCAAAACUGAUCAGUUGGACGGUGAGACUGACUGGAAGCUAAGAACUUCUCUACCUCUGUUACAGGAGCUUCAAUCAGAUGAGGAGUUGUUGACUUGCGGGAUUAAAUUGAACAUUGAGCCACUUCAGAAAGACCUUUAUUCAUUCUCUGGAAGACUGUCAAUGACACCAAGAGAGUCUGAUACAGGAAUUGAAGAGCCUUUGUCUCUUGUAAAUACACUGUGGGCUAACACAGUACUUGCUACAGGCUCAAUAGUUGGCCUAGUAAUAUACGUUGGUAAAGAAACACGCAGUGUUCUUCAUACUAGUACACCUCGAGCUAAAACUGGACUAGUUGACAGAGAGAUCAAUAACCUAACUAAAGUCCUGUUCCUCUCAAUGAUGAUACUAGCUGUCAUUAUACUCUCAUUGAAAGGGUUUUCAAGUUAUUGGUUUGUGUAUUUACUCCGUUAUGUAAUCCUCUUCUCUUACAUCAUUCCAAUCAGUUUACGCGUUAAUCUGGACAUGGGGAAGCUUGUGUAUAGUUGGAUAAUACAACGUGACUCUAACAUAGCUGGAAACCUUGUAAGGAACAGCACUAUACCUGAAGAACUCGGACGCAUCGAGUAUUUACUGAGCGACAAGACAGGGACACUAACAAAAAAUGAAAUGGUGUUCAAGAAGAUCCAUUUAGGUUCAAUAUCAUAUACUUCAGAGUCAUCGGAUGAGGUUAGAAGAUUGCUAAGCGCCUACUAUACUUCACACUCUCCUCAGGCUACUAAUGAGCUGUUGGUUGAUUGUGUACUAGCACUUGCUUUGUGUCAUAAUGUCACUCCAGUUCUUGAAGAUGCUGAUAAAAAUAACGAAUUGGAUAAAGAUGAUGAAGAAGAGGAAGUGUUGCUUUAUUCGAAAUGCAACGAAACUAAAACACUAUCUUUUCAAGCCUCCAGCCCUGAUGAGAUUGCACUAGUUGAAUGGGCAAAGAAGGUUGGUAUGGUCCUCACAUCAAGGGACACUAAUUCUAUACAAAUUGAGCUACCGGAUCACUCCAUUGCAUCAUAUGACAUAUGUCACUUGUUCCCGUUCACAUCAGAAAGGAAGAGAAUGGGCAUCAUUGUUAAAAACUCGAGAACUAAUGCUGUCACAUUCUAUAUGAAAGGAGCUGACAAUGUGAUGAGCACAAUGAUUGAGUACAGUGAUUGGCUAACUGAGGAGUGUGGUAACAUGGCUAGAGAAGGUCUUCGUACAUUGGUUGUUGGUAAAAAGCAUCUCUCGGUUGAACAAUUCAAUACUUUUGAUACUAGAUAUAAACAAGCUCAGCUUAAUAUAUCUGACAGAGAGGCAGCCACUGCUUCAGUCAUUGAAUCAAUUGAGAAUAACUUGGAACUUUUGUGUGUCACUGGAGUUGAAGACAGUCUACAGACUGAUGUUAGACCCACUCUAGAGUUAUUGAGAAACGCUGGUAUUAAAGUUUGGAUGUUAACUGGUGACAAGUUGGAAACUGCAACAUCAAUAGCUCUGAGCUCUAGACUAAUAGCACGCAAUCAACCAAUAUUUACUCUGCCAGAGGUGUCAUCAAGAGGUGAUGUACAUGCACAGUUAAACCAACUGAGAAAGAAGAAUGAUUCAUCAUUAAUAAUCAGUGGACACGGGCUUGAAUUAUGCCUUCAACAUUAUGAAACGGAGUUUAUAGAGCUGGCCUGUCAGUGUCCAACUGUAGUCUGCUGCAGAUGCUCACCAACUCACAAAUCAACAGUUGUUCAACUCCUCAAGACUUAUACUAGGAAGCCAGUCUGUGCUAUUGGUGAUGGUGGUAAUGAUGUUAGUAUGAUACAGGCAGCUAAUGCUGGGAUUGGCAUUGCUGGAAAGGAAGGACUGCAAGCCUCUUUAGCUGCUGAUUUCUCACUGACCCAGUUCAGCCACAUCAGUAGACUCUUAGUGUGGCAUGGAAGAAACUGUUAUAAGAGAUCAGCCUCAUUGAGUCAGUUUGUUAUUCACAGAGGACUCAUCAUUACUGCAAUGCAGGUUGUGUUUUCAGCUAUAUUCUAUUAUGCUGCUUUGUCUCUGUAUGAAGGAAUACUUAUGAUUGGAUAUGCUACUGUGUACACAAUGGCUCCUGUGUUUUCACUAGUCCUGGAUGAGGAUGUAUCAUCAGAUGUUGCUCUCACUUACCCUGAGCUCUAUCAAGAACUAAUGAAGGGUCGUGUUCUAUCAUUGAAGACAUUCUUCAUAUGGGUAUUAAUCAGUGUCUAUCAAGGUGGUGUCAUUAUGUUGCUUGGAUUCUGGUUGUUUGAUUCUCAGUUGAUUCAUGUAGUAUCAAUCACAUUCACUGCAUUGAUACUGACUGAGCUGCUCAUGGUAGCCCUCACCAUCAGAACCUGGCAUCUUGUGAUGAUAAUAUCUGAACUCAUUACCAUUGCUAUAUAUGUAUCAUCACUUGUUCUCCUUAAAGAUUACUUUGAUGGUAAGUUUUUACUGUCCUUUGAUUUUGUGUGGAAGACCAUGUUGAUCACAGCUCUGAGUUGCCUUCCGUUGCUAGUUCUUAAAAUUGGUUAUAGGAAAUGUGCUCCUCCUAGCUAUGCUAAGUUACUCAAGCAGAAUUCUAUGUUUAGGAAUUGUUGUCGUUUCAGUUGCUAUUAGAUCUAAUAGUAGUUAGUAUUGUUGUUGUUUUUUGUUGCUAGUUUCAUCAUAAUCAUUUGCCUCCUCUUAUUCUUUCCUAUACAUUAUUGAAUCAAUGUUAAUGACAAUAA
Messenger RNA from Amphimedon queenslandica, 3442 nucleotides. Its product is annotated as probable phospholipid-transporting ATPase IIB. The coding region runs from base 21 to 3332 and encodes 1103 amino acids. Gene Ontology annotation, molecular function: ATP hydrolysis activity; magnesium ion binding; ATPase-coupled intramembrane lipid carrier activity. Gene Ontology annotation, cellular component: plasma membrane; endosome; trans-Golgi network. NCBI's taxonomy places the organism in Eukaryota, Metazoa, Porifera, Demospongiae, Haplosclerida, Niphatidae. The transcript is spliced from 34 exons. The record is from RefSeq and is a predicted model, not a curated record. Gene Ontology annotation, biological process: endocytosis; retrograde vesicle-mediated transport, Golgi to endoplasmic reticulum; phospholipid translocation.